CCCCCCCCCCCCCCACGCAGCCGCGUUCCGGGAUGGCGGGCGCGAGCUUCCGCGGGAAGCAUGUCGAGCGCGGCGAAGUGGACCAGCGUGGCCUACACCAAGGCGAUCCAGGCAGAGGGGCGCGGCCGCCACUGGGACCAGGCCCUACGCAGCUUCCAAGACCUGCGGCUCUCGAGCCUGGAAGUAGAUAGCGUUUGCUGCGGCACGCUGCUGCAAGCGUGCGAAGGUCGGGGCUGGAGUCAUGCCAUCUCUCUUUUGUGGCUGCUGCACAGACAAUCCACCCGGCUCUCGCUGAUUUCCGGCAACUUGGCGCUGAGACUACAAGGACACCAUCCAUGGAGCUGGUUGCUGCGACAGCUUGAUUGGAUGAGGACGAUCGCGUUGCCGCCCGACGGGCAUAGCUUCGGUGCUGUGCUGGGCCAAGUUGAUGGAUGGGUGUCCUCCUUGAGUAUCUUGCAGCGUGCUGGAGCGAGCCCGGUUUUGGCCAACACCUUCAUUUCCACAGCACAGGAGAGAGCUGGCGACACAGUGGCCGACUCCUGGCCGACCUGCGGACCCAAAGAUGCGACGACCUGGUCCUCUUCAACGGCGUGCUCAGCAGCCUGGAGCGCUCCUGCCGCUGGCGCCUCGCGGUGUCUGCCCUGGACGCCAGGAAGCGAGGGCCGGAGGCCGUGAGCCGGGUGAGCUUCAACGCCUGCCUGGGCGCGCUCCAGCGCGGCAGCCAGCUGGACCAAGGCCUGCGCUUCUUGGAGCAGUUCCAGCCCGACGUGGUGUCCUUCACGGCGCUCUUGCGCGCCUGCGCGCGCUUGGCGCGGUGGGAGGUGGCACUUUCCCAGUUGGUGGCGAUGGAAAGCAGGAAGCUGAAGCCAGACCUCAUCGCCCGCAACGCGGCGCUCAGCGCCUGCGCAGAGGCGAUGCAGUGGCCCCGGUGCCUCGCGCUGCUGGCGGAGGCGGCGGAUGGGGCGGACGGGGUGAGUUGCAACGCCGUGCUGAAGGCCUUCGAGAAGAGUAUGCAGUGGGAGAGGGCGCUGGAUUUGUACAGCCAUAUGGGGCAGCUGGGGAAAACUCGGAGCCUCGUCACCUGCAACACGGUGCUGAGCACCUGUCAGAAGAGCGGCCAAUGGGAGCGCACCCUUGAUUGCUUCCGGGAGAUGAAGGAGCUUCAGAUCCUGCCGGACCUCAUUUCGCUGAAUGCGGUCCUGGGGGCCGCCAAGCGAGGUGCGGCCUGGCAAUCGAGCUGGCAACUGCUGGAAGAUGCGGGACGGCAGCGCAUCAGGAGGGAUGCCAUCAGUUUGCUCGAAGCCUUCGCCGCCUUUGCUGAGUCGGAGUCGGAGCCGAGUCCGCGCGUCGGAGCCGCCCUCUGCGAGCUGCGGGCGGAAGUCCGCGAUCUCUCGCGGCCGAGCCUCAAGGAGGUGGAGAGGCCCUUGGGUUUGGCCGUCACCGUGUGUGACGCGUUGCUCGCCUACGGCGUGGCCUCGGACGCCCCGAGCGCCGCGUGCCUCGGGCGCUACGUCCUGCGCCCGGUGCUGCGCCGCCUGCGGAAGGAAGCCGCGGAGGGCGAGGACUCGGCCGUGCUGGAGCGGCAGCACAGCCUAGGGGCACAGCUCACGGCACAGGCCCUCAAGGUGCUGGCAGGGGCCGAGUCUUCGGCGUGGCAAAGCACGGCGCGGCUUGCGCCGGCGCGAGCUUUGCAGUCCGCCUCCGCGCGCGGUUCGAGGGCCUCGGAGGUUUCCUCUUCGAGGAUCGUGGCCUGGCUCGCCCACCGCCUGGACUCGGAUUCGCCUCUGGAUCCCUGCCGGGGGCGUCUGGGCGGGGCCAUCGCGGAGACGGAGCCGUCGCAGUGGUUGAGACCGGUGGAAGUGGAGCAUGACAGGUCCAGCCACGCAGAGCGGCAGAGCCUUCUGGCGCUGAUGCGCCUCGAGCAAAGGAAAUCCGACUUUGCGCACUUCAGUGGCGUGGUGCGGCUGUAUGUGACCCAUACGCUUUGCAUUUCCUGCUUAGCUGCUUGCUUUCAGUACAAAGAAUUGCAUCCAAUGGUUCGCUUGUGUGUCUCCUUUUCCGUGCUUUGAGGAU
This is a messenger RNA of Effrenium voratum, 2073 nucleotides long. The record is from the annotation of a GenBank genome assembly. Lineage: Eukaryota; Dinophyceae; Suessiales; Symbiodiniaceae.